Neoarthrinium moseri is the source of this 3561-nucleotide messenger RNA. RefSeq lists its product as uncharacterized. The transcript is spliced from 2 exons. The coding region runs from base 1 to 3561 and encodes 1186 amino acids. Gene Ontology annotation, molecular function: ATP-dependent chromatin remodeler activity; ATP binding. NCBI's taxonomy places the organism in Eukaryota, Fungi, Ascomycota, Sordariomycetes, Amphisphaeriales, Apiosporaceae. The record is from RefSeq and is a predicted model, not a curated record.
AUGGCCUCCAACAACCAUGCACAUGGUAAAUCUCUCAUUUCCUUCGCUACGUUUCCCACUGCCUCCAGCAACGGUAAGCACAGAUGCCGGAGCGAGAGCCCGCAGCCGCUCAAGGAGCGCAUUGCACAGUCCUCACACCCAACACCGCCCUCCUCGCGCGACGACACAUACGUCGGCCAGGCUGACUACCAUGGCACCUUCAUUGACACUCACAAAGGCAUCGCAGCCCAGGACAGACUCGCAAAUGCCCCGCCGACCGUCAACCCGAACGUCGCCUUCGGGCUCAACUACAACCCUGCCGAUCUGCUGAACCCUCGUGGCGCUGCCAUGGUGUCGCGCCCGAAUGCUGCAGCUAACAUGUCGCUGGCGAGUGGUGUGAACGGGCUGAACGGUUCGAGCAACGCUGGCCCUCUCGACUUCCAAUUCUCGAGUCCCAACGAAGGCACCGCAUCGAGCACCAGUACCCCGCCGUCCUUUUCGUCGCAAGGCACCGAGAGCGCCCGACAUACGCCGACACCGAGUGGCUUCGCAAGUAUGUUUGAGCGCAUGAAUAACGUUCAGGACCGCUCCUCCGUGCCGCAACCAAAGCGCCGAAAAGUCGAGGCGGAGAACGGCAAUCAGCAUCACAGCUUUAGCGGAGGCGGCAGUGGUAUAGUCGGCCAGGCCAUCAAGGAUAAACGUGCUGAGGCUGCGAAAAACCCGGCUCUUGGUCGCGUUGACACAGUCGAUCUCACCGAAACACUGGAUGAUGAUAGUGACAUCGUCGAGGUCACGGAUGCGAAAGAUCAAGAGGUGUGCUUCGGUAUGCUUCAAAGUGCUAAAAUCAACUUCGACGUGGUACCAAGCCCCAAGCCGGGACAGCGUGCUCUGGAUGAUCAAUACUGGCCGCAAGUCAAGAUCAUGCUGAAUCGAAAGCAAGGCGACCCAACGCACAUCAUCUUUGCGAAAGACCAUACGCGGAGAAUCGUCGGUCGCGUUGAUCACCAGACUGCGCUGGGAAUCUCGCCGCUUCUGGAUUCUCGCCUUCACCUCCGAACCGAGUGCAAGCUUAAGUCUCGUAAGAAGAAGCCCGGCGAGCAUGUUGGCAACCAAAUCUCCGAGUCACUUCCCUUCGACUGUAUAUUAUACGGUCCCAGACGCUCAGGCAAGGCUGUCGUCCGACACCUGAUGAACAAGGGCCUCCGGUUACUUCAUCCCACAAUCGUGGAGAGGGGCAUAGAAUAUGAAAACCCUAUGAAUCAGCUGGUCGUCCAACAGCAGCCUGUCGUAAGGCCGCAGUUCGUACCGGCCAGUACUGCUUCGUCUGUUCAUCCUCCGGUUAUGAGGACUGUCGAGGAGGUUCGUACCGAGGUGAUGGGCGUGUUCGAUUCUCUCACUAGGAGUGAAGACCUUCCCGAGAUGGAGCCCGACCCGAGAAUCACGUCCCAACUCCUCAAGCAUCAAAAACAGGGUCUCCAUUUCAUGACCAUGAGGGAGAAGCCUGUCGAGUUGCGAGCUGAUGGCAAAUCAGCGAAUUCAUUCUGGCGCGUUCGUAUCGGAAACAGCGGCCAGAGGAUCUAUCACAACGUCAUUACUGGUCAGAUGCACUCGCGACCGCCGCCGGAUACCUUUGGUGGUAUACUUGGCGAUAUGAUGGGCCUUGGAAAGACGUUGAGCAUACUGUCUCUCAUCACUGGCUCUCUUGACGUAGCAGAGGAAUGGUCCAAAGCGCAGCCCCAGCAGCCCCCGCCCCCUCCUGCACCCAAGAAAAAUGGACGAUUUGAUGUACCUGCACCGGCGCCUCUAGCAUUGACAACCCCAGUACUCAACUCGCGGGCGACUCUACUGGUCUGUCCCCUGAGCACCGUUGCGAACUGGGAGAUUCAGAUCAAAGAGCACAUUAAGCCUGGCACUCUCAAAUACUACAUCUAUCACGGGCCGAAUCGAAUCAAGGACGCCAAGAAACUUGCCGAAUUUGACCUCGUCAUUACGACAUACGGCUCAGUCUCCAGUGAGCUUCGAGCUCGACAUCGGGGAGCUCGGGGACCUCAUCCUCUUGAAGACAUCAGUUGGUUUCGCAUAGCUCUGGACGAAGCACACAUGAUCCGCGAGCAGUCCACCCUGCUGUUCAAAGCCAUCUGCCGCCUACAAGCCAAUCGGCGAUGGGCUGUCACUGGUACCCCUGUACAAAAUAAGCUGGAUGACCUAGCAGCUCUCCUCGCCUUCAUUAGACUAAAGCCAUUCGACAACAAGGCCAUGUUCACGCAGCAUAUCGUAGCACCCUUUAAGGCCUGUGACGCUGAGAUCGUCCCCAAGCUGAGAAUUCUCGUCGAUAGCGUCACCCUAAGGCGAUUGAAGGAUAAGAUUGACCUGCCGCCCCGAGUCGAUCAAAUCGUUAAGCUCAAAUUCUCGCCAUCUGAAGAGAAACUAUACAAGCUAUUUGAGCAGAAGGCUCAGGACAAAGUCGACAUUGUGACUGCAGGUCGGGAGAGAAUGCUUGGCGGAAGGACCUACAUUCACAUUCUGCAGUCAAUCCUGAAGCUUCGGCUCAUCUCUGCGCACGGCAAGGAUUUAUUGAAUGACGACGAUCUCAAGCUAUUACAAGGAAUGACCGAAGAUUCUGCGAUCGAUCUCGACAGUGGCGACGAAGACGAAACCGAGAAGCCGGCAAUCACAGAGUCGGGUGCUUAUGAGGCCUUCGAUCUGCUGAAGGACACCAACAAUGACAGCUGCAAUGAAUGUGGCCAGUCUCUCAGCGCAGCGAGUGACGAUGCAGAUGCAGAAUCAGAACGUGACGAAGUAAUACUGGGUUACAUUUCUCAGCACUAUCAUCUGAUCUGCACAAAGUGCAAGCCAAAGUGGGAGCAGACUGUAAGUGGUCAGGCAUCGGGUGAUUGCCCUUAUUGCGCAAAUACCACCAGAUAUGCGCUUCGCGAGCUACGAAAGGAUCGCGCUGAAGCUGAGCACGAAUCGCACCACGCCGGCGUAAAGGGGAAGUCCAAAACGCCAAACAUGGGUGGCUACUCUGGACCUCACACGAAGACGCGUGCAUUGGUGGAUGAUCUUCUCAAGUCCCAGGCACAGAGUGAGGCUAACCCGCAUGAGCCUCGUUACAAAUCCGUCGUCUUCUCUGGAUGGACAUCCCAUUUGGACCUGAUCCAGAUUGCGCUCGACGACGCGGGCAUCGUCCACACUCGUCUGGAUGGCAAAAUGUCACGCACUCAACGUACGGCCGCAAUGGACAGGUUCCGUGAGGACCCGGCCCUGGAUGUGAUCUUGGUUUCCAUCACAGCCGGCGGCUUGGGUCUCAACCUAACUGCUGGUAACAAUGUCUACGUCAUGGAACCGCAGUUCAACCCAGCUGCCGAAGCUCAGGCUGUAGACCGAGUGCAUCGUAUUGGACAGAAGCGUCCUGUGCGCAUUACCCGCUACAUCAUGGAGCACAGCAUGGAAGAGAGCAUGCUGGUCCUACAGGAUAAGAAGAACAAACUGGCCAGCCUUUCCAUGAACCGUGGGAAGACCAUGGACAAAGCUGAAGCAGCGAAGCAGAAGCUUAUGGAUCUCCGAAGUCUGUUCAAAUAA